CAAACUUUCAUUCACUACACUUUCUUCUUUCAUUCAUCCAUUCAUUCUCGCUCAGCGCAGCAAGACACUCACUCGGAAAUUACAAACGUCUAUCUCUUUCUAUUCCGAUCCACUUUUCCAAAAUGCAAUACUCCACCACAGCUUAUGCGGCCAUCGUUGCCCUUCUAUCUCUCAACUCAUUCGUCAGCGCCGCACCCAGUGCUUCGGUCGUUGCGCGCCAGGCAAAGAACAUCAGACUGGGCUACGAAUCCCUCGAUGCCAACCCAGGCAAGAAAGGCGCCUCUGCAGUCUGGGUCGCUGGAUCAGGAUGCUCAGCAGUGACACCCCACGGAUUCGACUGGGAAGAGUUCACUCCCUGCGAAGUCUUCUUCACGCCUCCCGGUCAAUCACAGAUGUACACCAUGGAGGGCUGCGGUUCGGGAGGCGGGGAUCUCAAGGAGAACGGCAACAAGGUUGGCAGUUGCAAGUCUGAGGAGCAGGUGGAGGACUGCGGCGGAGGCCGAAAAUGGGUCGGACAGUACUCGUGCACUCUUGCGUAAAUGGGGAUUGGGUUGGUGUAAGAUAAAAUGGCAGGCAAGAGGGUUGUAGGAGUAGAACACUAUGUAUGAUGCAAUAUUUUCAAUACAUGUCUAGACGGCAAGUUUGCAAGUAUUCACCAUGUGCUGGAUUUUGA
Messenger RNA from Aaosphaeria arxii CBS 175.79, 673 nucleotides. RefSeq lists its product as uncharacterized. The coding region runs from base 123 to 539 and encodes 138 amino acids. The transcript has a single exon. The record is from RefSeq and is a predicted model, not a curated record. Lineage: Eukaryota; Fungi; Ascomycota; Dothideomycetes; Pleosporales.